Zophobas morio is the source of this 1420-nucleotide messenger RNA. RefSeq lists its product as uncharacterized. Bases 89 to 790 code for a protein of 233 amino acids. NCBI's taxonomy places the organism in Eukaryota, Metazoa, Arthropoda, Insecta, Coleoptera, Tenebrionidae. Gene Ontology annotation, molecular function: chitin binding. The transcript is spliced from 4 exons. The record is from RefSeq and is a predicted model, not a curated record. Gene Ontology annotation, cellular component: extracellular region.
AAAAAUCAAAUAAAUUAUCGUCUUUGGGUAUCAUCAGUGACGCUAUUUGUAAAUAAAUUUGCAUUUAUUAUGUCUGAACUGGUGAAGAAUGCCGCGGAGAGGCAAGGUGACUGUUAAGAGAAGAGAAGACGACUACAAACUACGACAGUCGUUCGCGAGAUGCCGAUACAAUAAUAGUAGCGCAAAACUUUCUAAAAUGAAUUAUUUAACGUGCACUGUACACACUGUGAUAUUAAUUUUAGGAUAUUUUCUUAUUACUGACGGAUACGAGCAGAAAUCCCGAGUUAAAAGGCCAAGAGCUUCAGAUCCAACAGAGGAGUCCGACAACAACGUAGGAAAUGAUUACGACGAAAGAAAUAACGCCCUAGAUACGAAAUAUGUUCCUCCAGGGUUUUUGAGUCCCUCAGUUUUAGAAUACCUCGAACUGGGAAAAUCUAUUCCUGGGCGUCCUGGUACUGAUUAUCCAGUGUUGGGAAAAGUACCCUACACCAAUUUCUACUGCGACGAACAACAAUAUCCAGGAUUUUAUGCCGACGAAGAAACGCGCUGUCAAACAUGGCACUAUUGUGACAUCGACGGCCGUCAAACGACGUUUUUAUGUCCCAAUGGUACUCAAUUUAAUCAAUUAGUCUUCGCUUGUGAUUGGUGGUUUAAUGUUCGAUGUGACCUAAGUUCAAAGUUAUACAUAAUCAACAGCAGAUUAUAUGGCAGGCCAAAACUAGAUCCGACUCGACCUCAUCGAACUAUCACUAAGCAGCUGCUGGAAGAAAUUUUUAAUGACGAGGAAUGACUAAGAAGCCAUUGAUAAAUUAAAAAGUAAAGAAAAAAACAACAAAAAAAGUCCCCAUAGAGGGAUCAUUUAAAUUUUUUGGAGGUUAUAAAAAAAGAACGCAACUGUGAUUUCAUUUGAAUUUUCAUAAAAUCGUUUGUUCUAAUCAUUAAAUUUUGUUUGAAGGGUAAAGUGUACAAUUGUAGGUUUUCAAUAGUUACUUUUAAUUUAAGAAAAAACGGAACAGUAAAUUAGGGAUUAGUAAAAGUAUUGUUGCUUUAUACAAAGGUUAAUGAAACAAACAUAUGCAAUAAAAACGAUAAAAAAAAUAGUUAAUAUUGUCAACAUAAUUAUGCACUGUUCCAAAAUUGAUUGGUUAAAAGAUAAAUAAGUAUGUCUAAGUAGUAUUAUAGUUAAGUAUGUAAGUGUAAAAGUGUAAAACUUUAGUGUUAGAAAUAUUAUAUUUCAUAAUCAAACUUGAAUAAGCGUGACAUCCUAGUCAGCUUGAUAACAAUCUAAAAGCAGUUGAAUUUUAAGAAAUCCAUGUUUUAUAUAAUAGGUAUAUAUUUUUGUAAAAAUAUACGUAUGUGCCUGUAUAGUGGUUAUUUUUGUAAUGUUUUUUCAGUAUUUAUUAUAAAGUACUUAAAUUUU